AUGAAAGUUCUUGUAAUUUUAUUAAUUGUUGUUGCGCUGUCCAAACAGCAAAGUCAAUGUGAUAGUUCGGAUGAUAGUUCGGAUCGGAGUUCCGAUUCAAGAGAUUCGCAUGAACAUCAUCAUCAUCAUCAUCAUCGUGGAAAUCAUCAACAUCCAACCCGACCAAUAACUAAAGCCACAACCAAGAAAGCAGCUCCACCACCGCCUCCUCGCAAACCUCCAGCUCCGCCAAAAAGACCACCAGCACUCCCACCAAAGAGACCUCCCCCAAAAAGACCACCUCCAAAAUGUCCGACUGGUUGGCAAAUGUUUGAAAGAAUAUCCGGAAAGUGGUGUAUUCAAGUUUUUGAUGGGAUUUUCAAUAGAAACGAAGCACAAGCGAAAUGUCAAAGACUUGGAGCAACUUUGAGUGGAAUGGAAAAUGCACACGAGAAACAUUAUAUGCAUAGUAAGUAAGAUUUUUGAAACAGAAAAGUUUAUAAUUAAUAAAAAAAAUGUUCUUUCAGCCAAAGCAGUUCAAAUUCUCAAAAAACAAAAUCUACCGUAUGGUGCAAUGUGGCUUGGAAUAAUGAGAAAAAAAGACUGUCGUGGUGAAGCUAAUCGAAAUAAAGAAGCCUGUCAAAAAUCACGUGCAUUCUAUUGGAAUGAUGGAUCAACAUUCAAUACAAAUAUGAUGACUUGGAGUUGGUGGAAUCCGGAUAAUCGAGGGUAUGUUGUCAGGACAGAAAAUUUAUGUAUACCAAAUGAUAAUUUUCUUACAGUGGCGAUCAAAACUGUGUCUACAUGUAUAUUUCGGCCUCAGGGCAACCACAUCCAAAUGGAGCUCAUCCUGGCAAUUUGGAUGAUAUUCCAUGUGAUAUGUCGAGAACUGGAGCCAACCUUUUACAAUAUACUCGAGCAUAUGCUUGUGGAAUGAAACCUAAAUAA
Caenorhabditis angaria is the source of this 927-nucleotide messenger RNA. The record is from the annotation of a GenBank genome assembly. Lineage: Eukaryota; Metazoa; Nematoda; Chromadorea; Rhabditida; Rhabditidae.